GCUUGAAGAUGGCGCCGGGAGCGCGGUGCUUGUGGGUGCUGUGCGGCCUCUGCGGCCUGGAGCUCGGGCAGGCGGCCUCACGGGGGGCCCAGGUCCGCGGGGCCAGGCUGGAGAGCGGCGCCGGCCACGUCUACAUGGACGGCGGGGUGAUUAAAGCGAGUCCCAGGUCCCGCUUCGACCUGAGGGUCUUCGGCUCGGAGCUGGAGCGGGCCGUGUGGCCUUGGCUGGGCUUCAGCCGCGGCGUGAGCUGCGACAACCGCAGCCUGGAGAGCGGGUGGCUGCGGCUGGUGGCGGAGGAGAAGCCGGUGGCGGAGGAGAAGCAGCGGCCGAACAACUCGGUGCUGGUGAGGGUCCAGGCCGGUGCCGCCGGCGUGUAUUACCUGUGCGCCCUGGGCUCCGGGGGGCUGUGGACGGCGCUGGGGGACUGGCAGACCCAGCUGGACAUCCAGCCCCAGCCCGCCGCCGCCAGUAUUCUGGCCGUGUGGGGCCAGAUCCUGCUGCUGGCCGUCCUGCUCUUGUCCUCGGCCCUUUUUAACCUGCUCCACCUCAGUGUCCUGUGGCUGGACCCUCUGGAGUUGCACAUCAUCCGCCAUUGUGGCUCUGAGAGGGAGAAGAAAAGUGCAAAGUCCCUGGAGCCCAUCAGGAAAAGGGGCAAUUUGGUUCUCUCCUCCCUGGUCCUGGGCAGCGUCUUGGCGAACUCAGCCCUGGGUGUCUUAUUCUACCUGGCAUUUGAUGCCAUCCUGCCUGCUAUAUUUGUCUGUGCAGCUCUAAUGUUUCUGAUUUGUGAGAUCCUUCCCUAUACCAUCUGCUCGCGAUAUGGUUUCGCCAUUGCCUCCAGGACUUCCUGGCUGACUUGCCUUUUCAUAAUCAUCACCUUCCCCGUUUCCUUGCCGGUGGCCCUGGUACUCGACUUAGCCUUGCGCCAGGAUAUCAGCACCUGCUACAUCCGAGAAAAAAUCCUGGAUAUGCUGAGGUCUAGUGACCCGUACAGGGAAUUUGUUAAGGAAGAGUUCAGUAGAGGGGCACUGAGGACUAAAGUGGUGGAGGACAUUAUGACCAACCUGAAGGAUUGUUUCAUGCUUAGCGCAGGAGCUGUGCUAGAUUUCAAUACCAUGUCUGAAAUCAUGCAGGGCGGCCAUACCCGAAUCCCAGUGUAUGAAGACGAGAAGUCCAACAUUGUAGACAUAGUCUAUGUGAAGGAUCUGGCAAUGGUGGACCCUGAAGACUGCACACCUUUGAAUACUAUCACCAAGUUCUACAACCACCCGUUGCAUUUUGUGUUUAAUGACACCAAGUUGGAUGCUGUCCUGGAAGAGUUUAAGAAAGGCAAGUCACACAUGGCUAUGGUCCAGAAGGUGAACAAUGAGGGUGACGGUGACCCUUUCUACGAGGUGAUGGGUUUGGUGACGCUGGGAGAUGUUAUCGAAGAAAUCAUCAAAUCAGAAAUCCUUGACGAAUCAGAUGAUGCAGAACUCAAAGUGAAAAAAAAACCUCCUACUGUCAGCUUUCCUAUUGAGCGCAAGAAAGAAGACUUUUCUUUUUUUAAGGUGCCUGAUAUCGACCUAAAGGUCAAGAUUUCACCUCAGCUUUUAUUAGCAACUCAGCGCUUCUUAUCCAGAGAGGUGGAACUGUUCAACCCCUCGAGGGUCUCUGAGAGCGCUCUUCUUCAUCUGCUCAAGCAGUCCAGUGUCAACCAGGAGGUGAAGUUUAAUGAAAAUGACAAACUGGCUCCCGAGCACUACCUGUACCAACGGAAUCAGCCUGUUGAUUACUUCAUUCUUGUGCUGCAGGGACGCGUGGAGGUGGAAAUUGGCAAGGAGGGUCUGAAGUUUGAAAAUGGAGCCUUCACUUACUAUGGUGUCUCUGCACUAACUGUCCCUUCGUCAGUUCACCAAUCACCAGCCACUAACAAUAAGUGGAGUCAACGAGACCCUUUCUCCAGAGACCUGUUGGAAAGUGGAGAGAAUGCAAGCCUAUCACUGUACUGCCCUGACUACACUGUAAGAGCACUUAAUGACCUACAGGUUCUAAAGGUUACCCGAUUGCAAUAUUUAAAUGCACUUAUGUCGUCAAAAAUACAGAACUCUUCACCUUCACCGGAGAACUUUGAACUGAAGGUGAUGCCCACUAGCCAGGCAAAGUUGCUUAAUAAGCAAAAUUCUUCCACAUGUGUAUACCAGUUUCCAUUGCCAGAUUGAUUCUGAAGACCAGGAAGUGAAAACAAGAUAGGAGAGAUGGAAUGGUUGUUCACAUUCUCGAUGGGCGGUCUACCUGAUGGAGGCUUCUGCUUGCUUUUACUCAAGUUUACGCAUUUUGGCUUUGAGUGCAUGUCAUAGACGUGUGGCAUUCAACCUGGUAGUGCACCUGGAGGCUCUCCGAUGACAAAAACAAAAAUUAACUUUAAUGCACUUUUUUUCCUCUUCAAUAUCAUCAUCAGGCACUAGCAGAAGUAAAUCGCAAACUAGCGAGGAAGACAGCCCAGAGAGGAAUGCUGGCGUCUAGUGAAGGAAAGCAACGGAGGGUGCUUGAGUUCUCUCUGCCAAAAGCCACACCACUUCAGUAAGCUGUGAACGUACUGUAUUAGCACUGGCUGGAGCUGGUGCCAACCAUUUUGUUGGAAAAGCUGCACGCACUUGCUGUUGCAAUGCAGGAGUUGGGAGAAUGAAGAGGACUUAUUUUUGUAGAUAUUGUGCACAGUGAAAAGACUGUGGAGUGUGUUAUACUAAAAAGCUAACGUGACUUAUUCCUCAUAGAACUGGUAUCAGUGAUUUUAGACUUCCAAGAUUAUAAUCAAUAUUAAUCAAUUGCAUAUAAUGGAUAAAAAAUUCAUCUUGACUUUUGUACCCUUGGUCUACGGGUUCUUGUGCAGUUACUUGAAGACUCCAGCAAUAACACAAUUAAAUGUUGUUUAUUUUAAUGUUACGGUGGUGAUAUUAUGGUAAAACCUAGAUUUGCUAAUGCCUUGAAUUCCUUGUCAAUUGCUUGCAAGCUUUUCACUUCUCACAGUGACUCCAUUUAAGAAGAAAGAAGCACCAUUAACAGCCUUGGCUUCCAAAAUGCUUCAUAGUAAUUUCACUACAUUUGAAGUCAAAUCACUGUUGCAGAAUGGGAAUAAUGCAGCAGUGUUGAUGCAGUGCUGAGGAAACCUGUAGAUUGAAAUAUAAACUGGUGUGGAUGCUCGGAGGUAUUGUCGUUCCCAUGUGAACUUUUAAAGGAUUGACAGAGCCUCUGGUUAACUCUCAUCGGAAAGGUGGUCCACUCUUCUGGGCAUAUCAACCAAGAUUAUAUGCAGACGUCUGGGUGGUACCUGAUGUCAUUUCAUUGGUGUGAAACCAAACAAUAGAAGGGCCUGCAUGUAUUUUUAAAGCCAUGUUAAUCUCACCAAUGCUGAGAUAUAAUUGACUUGAGUAAAUAAGAAUUAAAAGUAGGAGCAAGUCUCUCAGCCCCUCCAGUUUGCCCCACCAUUAAGAGCAUUGUUGAUCAUUUUGGUCCCGGAUUGCCCCCAUAAUCUUAUAUUGGUCUUAGAGCUAAUAUACUCUUUGCAUCCACAGAGUAUGCAGGAGGAAUAAACCAGUAAACGUUCCCAGUUAAAACAAGUUUCCACCUGCUGUUUGAAGCUUUUGAAUGAGAAUAGAAUAGGGUUCUUUGUGAUGCCCUUUGCAGUAAGAGGCACAUCAUUGAGGCUUGCACAAGAAUAGUCCCUUGAGUUGGGUACUGCAUGGAUGCCACCUCCCGAAAGAAUCAAUGGCCUGAGGAAACCAGCAGAGGGAUUUAUUAAAUCACCAACUUUGAUGUUACAUUCCCAUGAUGAAACCCAACAAGUUUGCUGGUAACCGCGCAGUACACAUUCCAGUGGUUUUAUUUGGUAAUUUAGCAGUCUUUAGCCCCGAGUAAUUCCCAUGAAAUCUGAUUUUAACUUCUAGAUGGUAGCUGUAGAGAUCUCAAGCUGCAGGCGGUAUCAAGCAUAUGAUAAGGUGUAUUGGUGCACUGUUCUCCCCACCCCAUACAAGAUCUAGCACGCAGUCCAUCUUGUGCACCUCAUGUCCUCUACUGUCCUUUCUUCACUUGGUCAGUUAACCCUAACUGCAUAUCUGUGACCAUGUAGCACUCUGACCAUUGACAUUCUAGACAAUCAGGCUCCAAUCAUUUGUCAUUUGAAUCCAUAACCUGCUGUUCGCGUGCACUAUUUUCAGUUUGCAAAGAGCUUUUGAAAGGACUCGCAGCAAUGCUUUCGGACAAGAAUUCUCAUUAAGCAAUCUAUCCUGUCAUUGCCUUUCAAUGAUGGAGAAAGUCAAAGAGCCACUCAGCUCAUCAUGUUAGGACCUAUCUGGUUAUUGCAUUGCAAUAUGGUGCUGAAGAAAUACUGUGCUACUGGUUAGCACUGGAAGUGAUACAGGAUUCUCGGGCAAAAGAUCCUGAGAGAUCAUAUGCUUAGAUCAAACGGCAGCAAAUUGUGAAAGUCAAUAAAUCUGGCAAUGUUUCCAAUGACAUUAAGGUUGAAUUUAGAAUAUUUAAGGGUAGGUUAUCACUAACUGCCCUAGUUGAACAUGUCUGCAAUUGCUUGGAAUUGACUAGAAAGAAAGCAAUUUUUCAAAAACAUAAAAAA
This is a messenger RNA of Amblyraja radiata (thorny skate), 4606 nucleotides long. RefSeq names its product cyclin and CBS domain divalent metal cation transport mediator 3 (gene cnnm3). Lineage: Eukaryota; Metazoa; Chordata; Chondrichthyes; Rajiformes; Rajidae. The record is from RefSeq and is a predicted model, not a curated record. Gene Ontology annotation, cellular component: plasma membrane. Gene Ontology annotation, biological process: magnesium ion homeostasis; transport. The transcript has 8 exons. Bases 9 to 2198 code for a protein of 729 amino acids. Gene Ontology annotation, molecular function: transmembrane transporter activity.